CUAUUGAACUCACAUCUGCUCUACAGCUGAUACCUCAUUACAGCUGAUACUAAUCAAUGGCAACCGUAUUUAAUCGUGGUAAGUUUAACGUUAAGACGGUGACAAAGGAUUCCGACAAGAAGGCCUCCUCUCCUCCCAAAUCGCUUUUAGUCGUCACUCCUAGCGAAGCGGGAACGUAUCCAAUCGCCCUCUUUCUCCAUGGCUUCUUUCUCAACGUCUCAUCUUACCUUCAAAUUCUUCGUCAUAUUGCCUCUCAUGGCUUUAUCCUUGUAGCUCCACAGUUGUUUACCAUUUUACCAUCGUCGCCGGAGGAAGACAUCGCGGCCGCGGCCGCUGUCUGCGACUGGCUACCAGAGGGCCUGCAGUCCUUGCUCCCGGAGGGCGUCACCGCGGACCUUGCCCAUCUUGGGCUCUCCGGACAUAGCCGCGGCGGCCACGCGGCCUUCGCUCUGGCCCUCGGCCACGCCAAGACCAGUCUCAAGUUCUCCGCUCUCAUCGGCGUCGACCCUGUCGCCGGAUCCGGGAGGUCGAACCAGAUCUCGCCCGAGAUCCUGACCUAUGUGCCUUCCUCCUUCGGCCUCGACUUCCCUGUCCUCGUCAUCGGCACCGGGCUCGGGAGAAAGAAGAUGAACCUGUUGUUCCCGCCGUGCGCUCCGGAGGGCGUCAACCACGACGAGUUCUACCGGGAGAGCCGGCCGACGUGCUACCACUUGGUGGCAAAAGACUACGGCCACCUCGACAUGCUGGACGACGGCGCGGCGCCGGUGCAGAAGAUGGCGUGCAGGUGCGGCGACGAGGGAGGCAGGGACGCAAUGAGGAGGACGACGGCAGGAGUUAUGACAGCGUUCCUCAAGGCUUUUUUGCAGGGCGAGGGAGCAGACCUCGACGCCGUCGUCAGGAAUCCUGGACUCGCCCCGACGACCCUCGAUCCGGUUGAGUCCCUCAGGAAACCGGCUCUCGCUGGCGUUAUCAGAUCCAAACUUUAGUAGCUGUCCUACCAAGUCGCUGUAGAAGUGCAGUCGUAUGUAUUACAGAAGAAAUAAAAUGGUUAUAUUUUAAAAUAAUACAAAAAUAUUUUUAAAAAUAAAUAAAAAAAUAAAUUUAAGGCAAAAUU
Zingiber officinale is the source of this 1114-nucleotide messenger RNA. RefSeq names its product chlorophyllase-2-like. The record is from RefSeq and is a predicted model, not a curated record. The transcript is spliced from 2 exons. Lineage: Eukaryota; Viridiplantae; Streptophyta; Magnoliopsida; Zingiberales; Zingiberaceae. Gene Ontology annotation, molecular function: chlorophyllase activity. The coding region runs from base 57 to 986 and encodes 309 amino acids. Gene Ontology annotation, biological process: chlorophyll catabolic process.